This is a messenger RNA of Arachis duranensis, 1329 nucleotides long. RefSeq names its product ras-related protein RABA1f-like. Gene Ontology annotation, cellular component: endosome. The record is from RefSeq and is a predicted model, not a curated record. The transcript has 2 exons. Gene Ontology annotation, molecular function: GTP binding; GTPase activity. Lineage: Eukaryota; Viridiplantae; Streptophyta; Magnoliopsida; Fabales; Fabaceae. Bases 259 to 912 code for a protein of 217 amino acids.
UCAUUCCCUGAAUUUGAGCAUUACUAUUGCACCCUGUUUCCAUUGCCACUUCUUCCAAACCUGGAUUUCAAAACCAAUAAACUAUGGUUCUGACGAUCCUUAGUAUUUUCAGAUUCAACGCCAAUCCAUCUCAAUAUCUCAGACAACACCCGUCUCAAAACCAAAAUAAAAAUCAAUUCUUUCUUUGAUUUUCUCUCUCACUUUCUCUUCAUUCAUUCUCUCUCUUUCUCUCUCUCUCUCGAUUUGUGAUUGAGGCAAAUGGGGGCGUAUACCGCUGAUGAAGAUUACGAUUAUUUGUUCAAGGUGGUGCUGAUUGGUGACUCUGGUGUGGGAAAAUCGAACCUUUUGUCGAGAUUCACCAAGAAUGAAUUCAGCAAUGAAUCAAAGUCCACCAUUGGGGUUGAGUUUGCCACAAGAAGCAUUAGGGUAGAUGAUAAGAUUGUCAAGGCUCAGAUUUGGGACACUGCUGGCCAAGAAAGGUAUCGAGCAAUUACAAGUGCAUACUAUCGAGGAGCCGUUGGGGCAUUACUAGUGUAUGAUGUUACGCGCCAUGUAACAUUCGAGAAUGUGGCAAGGUGGUUGAAGGAGCUGAGAGAUCACACAGAUGCAAACAUUGUGGUUAUGCUUGUGGGAAACAAAGCAGACCUCCGCCAUCUGCGGGCAGUUUCAACCGACGAUGCCACGGCCUUUGCUGAAAGAGAGAGCACAUUUUUCAUGGAAACAUCUGCUCUGGAGGCCUUCAAUGUCGAAAACGCCUUCACAGAGGUCAUGAAGCAGAUCUAUCAUGUUGUGAGCAAGAGGGCACUCGACAUUGAUGAUGAUCCAACAUCUUUACCAAAAGGGCAAUCAAUCAAUGUUGGGUCUAGAGAUGAUGUUUCAGCAGUCAAGAAUGGUGGAUGUUGCUCUUCCUGAACUUGCACUCAGAAUCUCUCGAUUUGCAUAUUCCUUGUUUAUAUCAAUGUAGAGAGCAUCAUUGUCGUAGAGAGCAUCACUCUCUAACCUUUCUAUUUCUUUGUCUAUAGAGAAAUCAAAUCAGCCUUAGGAAAUAUACACUUUAAUUGUGCUUGCUUCUUAUUUUGUUGUGUAUUAUCAAGGUAUUCGUUUAUUUAUCUAAUCUAAUAUAAUUCAUUCAGUACUUUGCUUUGCUUCACUCUUGUCUAUGAAUAUUGGCAAAAGCAUCUAACCUUGUUCUUUCCCCAAUCAUAUGCAACAUUCAAAGUGAAAACUAAGGUGUAGUCGACUUAACGGAAAGUUGAUAGUCGAGAGCCGCAGAAUGAAAAUUUAAUCAAAUCAGUCAAAUCAUCUACCGGCUCUUAGUUAUCAACUUCU